ACCAAGUGGUUUUCAACUAAGUGACGUGGUUUUUAAGAUGUUUUACUUGAUUUCUUAGCAAAAUGCAAUAUACAAAUGUUUUCAAAACUUGGUUUUUAUUUUGGAGAACUUGCGUUUUUGACAUCGGCUAACGGCGUGACUAAACCAACCAUGGGUCUGGCUAAACCAUCUCAACAGCGAUGUUGAGUAACCAACAGCGCUGUCUGGCCUGGGUAGCCAAAAACAUGGUUUGGCGUUAAGUCUUCCAACAGCGAUGUUGGACAUUAGACAUCGCUGUUGAGCCAAGGUUGGAUUUCCAGAAACUUCUGGAACAGCGAUGUAGGCUCCCCUACAGCGCUGUCCAACCUAAGCCAAAAAUAUAGUGCAUUGGUAGAAAGUGUUUGGACAGCGAUGUUGACCCAGCAACAGCGCUGUCAGGCCAAAAUUUCCAUCUUCAAAGGCAGAUCUAAACAGCGAUGUUCUAGUAUGGAACAUCGAUGUAGAGACCUGACCGUUGGAAGGAAUUUAAGGCUAAAACUUUCCUUGUUUGGAAGUCAACAGCCAAAACAGCGAUGUAGGAUUUUUAGACAUCGCUGUUGGCAUGACCGUUGCUUCCCAUUUUUCAAAAUGUUAGCCUAGAACAGCGAUGUCCAAGUAUAGAACAGCGCUGUCUAGGUGAAUUUUAGCAGAUCCAAAUUUUAUCAAAUCCCACACAUUGUGCAAAUCACCCCUUAAUUACUUUGGUCCGUUGGAGCCUAUUUUUCUACUAUAAAAAGGGGUGUUUGGGUCUGUUUUACACAUCACAUCACUUCACAACUUCUACUCUUUCAUUGCAAAUCAUCCUUCAAUUUUUCAUAGCUUUUGAGAGCCAUUUUUGUGAAGCUUGUGCUGUGUUCUUGAGCGUUAUUAGUUUACUCAUUAUCCACUCUUAAAGAGAGUAUUGUUCUUGAGUGAUUUUAGUGUUCUUAGACACUUGACAAGAGAAAGUAUUUCUCUUGUUGUUCGAAGGAAGGGCUGUUUCCUUCGAAGGUUCGUUGAGGUUCGUGUGACUCGAAUUCUCAAGUUGUACGGGUUUGUUAAGCACCGUUAAGCUUAACGAGAUAGUAGUGUAGCUCGAGAGAGUCUCUCGGGAGGCUGGAUUAGCCACAAGUUGUGGUGAACCAGGGUAAAAUCGGUGUGCCUCUUACUCUUCUCUUUACUUCUUGUUUAUUCAUUUUUUUUUUCUGCGAUUUUUUGAUCAAACGCUAUUCACCCCCCUCUAGCGUUGGUCUAUUAUUCUAACACUACUAAGUACAGAUGUGGUGUUGACAUGUGGACCAUGACGAAGCAGCUGACACAGAUAAUUUUUGAUGACUUGGCUUACUCCCUGCCACCACAGAUUCUAAUAGACUCUGCAUUAGUCCGUUAAUCCGUCUCCCUUCCAUUUGGACAGUUGGAGACUGAACGCGGCCCCCCCUUCCUCGCUGGUUACUUCCGUUUCAGGAAUCGGUCCAGCUUCCUGUCCUUCGUCUCAUAAAACAGCCCGUUGUGCGUCCCUCUCUUCGAUUGAAGUCGCCCGUCUCCGAUUGAAGAUGCCUUCAUCUGGUUCCGUCUCCAGCUCGCAGAUCGAAAAAAAGACCCAACGAUUAGGGUCCCCCCAGACUAUACCUCUCUACAACUCUAUCUCAACCCCCAGGUAUUAUCUUUCUAUUUGAAGACUUCCAACAUUGGCUUUUGCUACUUUUUUUGCCUAAUUGUCUGAAUUGCAAAAUGCAAGAAUCAGGAUUGCACCAUAUUUUUGCCUUAUUUAUGAUUUAUGCAGGCCCUAUUUUAUCUGAUUGAUUCUGAGAAUACCCACGCUAUGCACUUACCAUAAGAUCUGGAAUUUCAGCUGUCACUUCUACUCUAGAACUAUGGUUGUAGGCUUCCAUAUUAGACGGUGCAGGGGCUGGGUGACUUUCUUCAUUGUUUUCUAUUGAACCCUUUUGAAAAUUUCAGGCCACAAAUCACUGUAAAGGCACACGUGAUCUGCAUUGAAGCAAAACUGCACAAAUCAUUUCUACCUGGGCAUCCCACUCAUGCUCUUAUCAUAUUAGUGGCCUCCAAAUUCCAAGGAUGAGCUGAUGUUGAGAACACCCCACUCCUUCACUUGCCCACGACUAAACGCGGCAGUGAAGCUUUUUCAAGAAUGAUAUUGAAGCUGAAGCAAUUCCAGCAUUUCUGGCUCUCACGGAGCAUGAAAAAUUUGGGCUUCUAUAGAAAUAAGUAUCACUGCUUCGGCUAUGGGGGUGCAUUCCUGGUCAACAGAUUAUGCACACUAACAGGGGUGAGUAAAGCUGACGAGCUGCCUGAGAUGAAUGAGUCUCCGGAGCUUCCAGGUUGGGUUACCUUUCCAGGUGAAAUAAAACAGGAUGUGUCUAAUUUACCCGAAGAUGAUGAUGAUUUUGUAAUACCUUCAUUAUGGGAUUGGAUUGAAAAUGAUAAGCUUCAGAUACAAGAAAUUGGUGCCGAGGGUCUGAAAAAUGUUGCUGUUAGUGAUGUUGAUAAAAUCUCCCAAACUUUGAAAAACCCGUUCCAGUCACCAGAUGAUGUCCUUCAAGCAUUAGGUGUCUGCAAUGUUGAUCUGUGUGAAGGUUUGGUUGAGAGAAUUCUCAAAAGAUUCAGCUAUGAGUGGAUAAAAGCAUAUGGAUUCUUUAAAUGGGUAAAACUGCAGUCCAACUUUAACCUCCCUCCUCAUUUGUACAAUGUAAUGAUUGACAACUUGGGGAAGACAAGGAACUUUAUUGCGAUGUGGGAAUUGGUGGAAGAAAUGAGUCUCUUAGAAGGGUACAUCACAUUGGAAACCGCCACUAUAGUCAUCAGAAGGCUUGGAAAGGCUGGUUGCUAUGAGGAUGCAGUUGAGGCAAUUCCUAGAUUGGAGCGAUUCGGAGUCCACAAGGAUACGAAACACUUUCCAUCAAUUUAUUGUUUGCCAGUGAUUUUAAUUAUUAAGCUUUCUAUUGUCGUAAAGAAAAAUAUAUUUCACACUAGGCCUCUUACCUUAAUUUGCCAUUUUUAAUGUUUUGUUUUAUGGUAAGAUGCAUCAUGGAAAAAAUAAAUAUUGGUUUUGUGUGAUUCUGUUUGGAUAACUAAAAUUUUAAUUUGUGCAAAUUUGUUCAGAUACACUAACAAUAAUUUGUAUGAUAUAAAGUAUAAACCCAUGCCAACCCAUCAAGAUUUUUAGCUGAAAUAUGGCCACUUCUUUGGCGCUUUAGUUUGCUCACUGGACCACUCAUGUGAAGAUGCUUCCGGAAAGGGGCAAUCAACAGGUCGGUGCCGCGUUUGUUGACGCCUCCCCGGGUUUGGACUAACCAAGAAUUGAAAAAAUGGGGAUUUUCAAUGCAACACUUUGAAUCGGAUCCAUUUGACUGAUUUUAAAGUGGAGAACUGCUAGAAGUUGUGAAAAUAAAAGCGAUUUGUUUUUGACAAAAUAGCCAAUAUACAGUACUUGCGUAAUCUCAAAUGAGUAGAUGUGCAUGCACCACACCAACACAUAUUUAAGCUCUGGGUGGGUUUGUCUACUCUUUGUAAAACUGUUGGAGAGUUGAAAAUGUUUAACUCAACAUUACGGUACUACUUAAAGUAGUGUACUGUUCUUUCAGUUGAAGGUUUAGGAUACCUAAAGCAGUAAAUUGUAUAGUUAGUA
Molecule: messenger RNA, 3643 nt
Organism: Cuscuta campestris
Lineage: Eukaryota; Viridiplantae; Streptophyta; Magnoliopsida; Solanales; Convolvulaceae
Source: the annotation of a GenBank genome assembly